GAUUGUUCAUCGUUUGAAGUUUCUUCAGGGAAGGCGAUUACUAAAGGACCUGAUCGUCAUGGAGACAACAUGGUGGAUCAGCUUCCUGACCGCACAGUUAAGCUACGUAUAGUUUCUUUCUGUCCGCUAUGAAGAUGUGAUCAGUGGAGAACCAUGCCGUGAUGGAACUGUUUGGAAGACCCACAAUUGCAGAAGACUCUGUCCAAUAUCAGCUAUUUUUAAUAGCAGCUGAACCUGCAGAGCCUGAGGAAAGGAGGACUAUUCUGCAGCAUUAUGUUGAAUGGAUUCUGGCUCGAUUUGCGCCACUUUUAGUUCAGUAUAUUUGGCAAUAUCAGCCUUUUAACAUUAGCUACGUUCCAGAGAAAGAGGAUGUACCAGCACAUAUUGGAGGCUCUACAAACUUUGGUGAUAAUGUAGAAGAUGAAUGGUUCAUUGUAUACCUGGUGCAAGAGAUCACAAAAGAAUUUCCCAAGCUUGUGGCAAAAAUAGAAGACAAUGAUGGGGAGUUCCUUUUGAUCGAAGCAGCUGAAUAUCUACCUAAAUGGCUGAAUCCAGAGAGUAGUAACAACCGGGUGUUUAUUUUUCAGGGUGAAUUACAUAUAAUUCCAGUUCCUAAAACUGAAGAUGAAAGAUUGUGGCUAUCUGAAGGAAAUCCUUCAAUCCUUCAGGCACUGAAAAUUAUUGCCAGUCAUUCAGAAGAAUGUCUUGCAACAGAAACUAUCCGCAGUUCAGUGGCCAGACGGAUUGCAGGAUACCCACAGAAGAUCCAGUCCAACUUUCAUCAUGCUCACUGCUACUUACCGGCAGGUAUUGUUUCUGUUCUCAAGAUCCGCCCUGACCUUGUUGCUUCAGCUAUAACUGCCUUCUACCUGAGAGAUCCAAUAGAUCUUGAAGCCUGUCGUACUUUCAGAUUCUUUACUCCUGAAACACGUGUGAUGGCUAUGGUGACAUUUACUAAGUGUCUUUAUGCACAAUUGCAGCAGCAGAGGUUCAUCCCAGAUAAACGAAGUGGCUUCACGUUGCUUCCACGUUCACACCCUAAGUUUAAAUCCCAUGAACUUGGAAUGAAAUUGGCACAUGGAUUUGAGAUACUUUGUUCCAAAUGUGUAAGGGGAACGUCUGAGAGUAGCACACCUAUUAGUAAUAAUCACCUUUGGAAAGGAUUUUUAGAUAGCCUGAAGAAAAAUGACUAUUUUAAAGGACAACUUGAAGGAUCUGAAAAGUUUCAAGAACUAAUUAGAAAAGCUGAAGUUUUCUUCCAGCAGUUUAUAUCUAAACCACACAAUGUUCUGUCUCCCGGAGAAGAAAUACUGCAGUUACUGGAGAGUAACCCCUACAACAUAGAGGAAAUGAGAACUAAUCAAUCACAUCUUCCAGCUGAAGACAGUGACAGCUGGUUGGAAAUAUCGCCUGAAGAGCUGGAUAGACUUCUAGAGCAGGCCUCAUGUUCAUCUGCUCAAAGACCAGUGGUACAAGCAGGACUAGAGGAUGAUGAGGUGGCUGAAGCUUACAGCCUAUCUGCCAUCCCACAGAGCAUGAAGGCCUUCAUUAACAAGAUGUCUACUCAUGAGGGGGCUGAAGUGCCCUGGUCAUCUACCAAUGAACAGAUCAAACUGGAUGGAAACUCAAUGGCUAAUGCAAUUAAACAGAUUCUAGGAUUUUCUAGCAGAGGGGAAGAUGAACUGGAUUCAGAUGAUUUUGAGGAUGAAGAUGAUGAAGAUCUCCUGGACAGUGACGGUGAUGGAGGUGCUGAUCUUGGCCCCGUUAGUAUGGAUGCAAAUGCUGUGGGUAAUCUCAAGGUGUACAUGGAUGAGAUGGAUCGAGAGCUGGCUGGAACUAACAUUGCAAAGAGUUUCACAACUCGCACGACUGCUACCGGGGCAUCUGUGGACAUUGAUGAAGAUAGCAGAAACAUUGAUGACAGAGAUCAGCAAACAAAUGACGAAGCUGUUCCACUAGACCUGGACUUAAAUUUGGUAUCAAAUUUGCUGGAAUCGUUAAGUUCUCAGUCUGGACUCGCAGGACCUGUGUCAAAUAUUCUGCAAAGUAUGGGGGUAACUCUGCCGAAAAAUGUGGACAAACAGUAGCACCAUUUAUUCCUAUUUUUAUUAACAAGCUGUGGAUAAAUCUGUCAAUGUUAUACAUUUACUUGGGCCACAGAAUGAAGGUGGUCUAUGAUACUCUUGAAAUCUGAAGAGGACUACUGUGACUCCUGGUGUACAUAGGUCAGCACACCCACUGUACCCAGACUCCUUAUAAAAUGUUAACAAAAGAGCAGUGCUGCCUUUUGCUGUAUUAUUUUCUCUUUUUCUGUCUUAUAUAUUUGUGAUAUACACAUCAUACAGAGCAAUCCUCAUCCUGAUUGUGUAUCUCAAAUACCAUAUGAGGGGGAUUUUACUAUGUCAACAUCAUUGCCUCUUACAGUAACUAAUGGUUCAUUUCAGUUCAAUAUUGCUUUUAGUUCUGUGUUUUUCCUCUGUUUUUAGUAAUAUUAAUUAUGGAAUCUGAAAUUGAAUACAAAAGGAUUAUAUUACAACUUUGUAUUUUCAAUAUGAAAUGCCUAGUAAAAAAUUUAUAAAUUUGUGGAUGUUGA
Erpetoichthys calabaricus (reedfish) is the source of this 2593-nucleotide messenger RNA. RefSeq names its product ecdysoneless homolog (Drosophila) (gene ecd). Gene Ontology annotation, cellular component: nucleus. Lineage: Eukaryota; Metazoa; Chordata; Cladistia; Polypteriformes; Polypteridae. Bases 162 to 2087 code for a protein of 641 amino acids. The record is from RefSeq and is a predicted model, not a curated record. The transcript has 14 exons.